AUGGUGGCUAACAACAAACUGAUCAUCCUCGUGUUGCUCAUCUCCCUGCUUCCUCACAUCAUCUUUACCUCCGCGUCAGCACAAGAAUUUGACACAAAGGCCUACGUGGACUCGUGGUGCCAGGAAACCAAAUACCAGAAGCUGUGCGUCCGGUCGCUGACUCCUUUUGUGCGUUCACGGACUAUCCAAAUUCCAGAAGAACUGGUCCUAUUCGCGCUUAAAGAAAGCCUCAACCUAGCCAACAACACAACGGCGUUCUUGUUAAAAGAAUUAGCGAACCGGGAGACGCGGACCGUCUACAAAAACGAGUUUCUUAGAAUCUCCGUGCAUCGGUUGAAAAAUAUCUCGGGUCGUCUGAGCAACCUAGUAGAAGAAGUGGGCAGGAGAAACGGCUUCGACCCGCAGACGUGGAGAAGCACACUUCUCACAGAGGGGGUGACACUUGUGAGUGAGUUCCAGGGGCGGAGGCUAAGCAAGUUGGAGGCUACGAUUAAAGAGAAAGUAAAGAAUGUUGAGGAAACUACAAGCAAUGCCCUCGCCCUCAUCAAGCACUACGCUGGUGCUAGGCACUGAGCCAGACGCCCUUGACCGUUGCCUCAACUAUAAUGAUUGUCUUUUGAUCACACAUAUAUUUGCCUUAAUUUCAUGUGUUCCUUCUUGUUGAUACUGUCGUUUGUUAUCUGUUUGAUUAUUAAUAAAAAAAUAAUCAUGUGUGUGUGUGUUUUCUGUUUUC
Molecule: messenger RNA, 733 nt
Organism: Eruca vesicaria subsp. sativa (arugula)
Lineage: Eukaryota; Viridiplantae; Streptophyta; Magnoliopsida; Brassicales; Brassicaceae
Source: the annotation of a GenBank genome assembly